AUGCCAAUUGGUAAUGUUGUGACUUACCCGACAAAUUUACCCUGGGAUCCUAGACUAAGUGAACAUGGAUGCAAUCAGGCUCUAGAACUUGGUCAAUAUUUUGUGAAAAACAAUAUAAAGAUUGAUCGCAUCUAUUCUAGUCCUCUUUAUCGUACACUACAAACUGCAAGCAUAAUUGCAGAGAAAUUAGAUUUAGAAAUUUUUAUUGAAUAUGGUUUAAGCGAAUGGUAUGAUCCCUUUGAGACAAAAAUUUAUCCUGGCUGUGCACCACUUUCUCUUUUACGUGAAUUCUUUCCACGCAUCAAUCCUACAUAUAUCCCUAUAACAAAGCUACCUAAUAAUGGUGAAACUUUUCAAGAACUUCACCGGAGGAUGGAUAGAACUAUGCAAAGUUUGAUAGGUGCGGAAGAGAAUAUCAAAUGCGUCUUGAUAAUCGUACACGCGGCAUCAUUAGUCGCUGGGGCGAAAGCUUUAAUUAAACAACCGAACGCUGUGAUAAAUUGUGCUACGUGCUCUUUGACAAAAUGUAUAAGAAGUAAAGAAAGCUGGGUACUUGAAUUGAACGGUGAUACCUCCUCGUUAUCGCACGGAUCAGAGAAUAAUUGUAUUUUUACCGAAAUAAUAGAGGAUGAUAAUGGUGUGGAAGAGAUGCAGGUCAACAAUUAUUAG
Messenger RNA from Racocetra persica, 669 nucleotides. Lineage: Eukaryota; Fungi; Glomeromycota; Glomeromycetes; Diversisporales; Gigasporaceae. The record is from the annotation of a GenBank genome assembly.